GUUAGUCAAAUGUAUAAUCAAUUUUAUCGUAUUUGUUUUCUUCGCAAUGUUAGGGCAAAAUCAGAAAAACUUGGGCUAGUUGAUUUAAGAAAAAUCUUUUUUUCUGAACUCCUAGGGAUUGAAAUUACAAUAGAAAUGCUCCAAGUGCUACCCACUUUUGCCAAGGAUUCACUUAAGAGAAAGAAAGUUCUUGCUGUUCUUGAUGAUGUUGAUGAUCCUGUACAACUAGAAGCUUUAGCUGUUAAUGAUGAUGAUUGUUUUGGGUUGGGAAGUAGAAUCAUUUUAAUAAGCAGAGACAAACAAGUCCUUAGCAGUGCUGAAAAAAUAUAUGAGGUUAAGGGAUUGGAUUGUAGUGAUGCUCUUCAGCUGCUAAGUAUGAAAGCCUUCAAACAAAACCAUCCUCCGGUGGAAUAUGUAGAGUUGUCCAAAAGGGUAGAAACUUAUUGUAAAGGUGUUCCAUUAGCUCUCAAGGUUUUGGGUUCCUAUUUGUGCAGAAGGACUUCUAAAGAAUGGGAAAGUGCAUUGAAUAAACUGAAGGUAUCUCCUGACUACAACAUUCUGAAAGUCUUAAAAGUAAGUUAUAAUGCUUUAGAUCGAAUGGAAAAAAGCAUAUUUCUAGAUAUUGCAUGUUUCUUCAAAGGAUAUGACAAAAGCUGGGUAGAAGAUAUAUUAGAUGAUUGGGUUAUAAUUCGUCUAAUGGAUAAGUGUCUCGUAACUAUUGUCAAUAACAAGUUAGAGAUGCACGAUUUGAUAGUAGAAAUGGGUCAAGAUAUUGCUCGGUGGAAGGGUAGCAGAUUAUGGAAUUCUAUGGACAUCUGGCAAAUAUUGACCACAAUUGAUAAUAAUGCAAAGAAAGCAGUUGAAGGCCUAUUUUUGGACAUAUCUAAAGUUGGAAGGGUGUAUUUGAAUGAUGCAGUCUUCUCACGAAUGCACAACUUGAGAUUGUUGAAAUUUUAUAGGUCUUUUUCUCAUUUAAAGAAGGAAGGUACUGGCUUCAUAUUUAAGUCAAAUUGUCUGAAAAGUCUUCCCAACAAGUUGAGUUUACUUGAUUGGGAAGAAUACCCUUUCAAGUCCUUGCCAUUAAAUUUUUACAUGGAAAACCUUGUCCGCCUCCGCAUGCGAAAUAGCAAAUUUGCACUUGAAAAUUCACCGCCCAUGCUAAGAAAGCAAGCUGCGUCGACGUCUUCCAAAUCUGAGCAUCAACUUUCUGAUCUGUCGAGUCUCAUUUGUUUUGGGCAUCAACUUUCUGAUCUGGCGACUUCAGUGGCGUCUUCCGGACUCACUCCACGCCAACCCCGGCCUUCUCCAUCUAGCCAAUACGUUUCCAGAGUCGUUUCCGAUACCAACCCUUCUCUAUCUCUUGUGAUUUUGUUAUUUUUGGAUGAUAUUGCUCAUGGUGUUCAAUUCUGGUCUGAUCCUCCAAAUGAGAUAUUGAGUUUCCUCACAGAAGAUGCAUGGUUAGCUGCCAAAGUUAGUGACCAUCCAGCCCAUUUUGACUACUCUUCAACAGUUUCUGUGGCUGAUUUGUUGAAAUGGCCCAAGCCUGCUUCGAGAUUCUUGAAAUGCAAUACAGAAGCUUCUCCCCGUCCGGAUCAUAACCAAAUUGAGCGGGUUGGGUUCUUUGUGAUUAGAGAGGACAGCUGA
Molecule: messenger RNA, 1644 nt
Organism: Hevea brasiliensis (rubber tree)
Lineage: Eukaryota; Viridiplantae; Streptophyta; Magnoliopsida; Malpighiales; Euphorbiaceae
Product: disease resistance protein RUN1-like
Exons: 6
Coding region: 10-1644 (544 amino acids)
Biological process (GO): defense response
Molecular function (GO): ADP binding
Source: RefSeq, a predicted model, not a curated record